Messenger RNA from Blepharisma stoltei, 378 nucleotides. Lineage: Eukaryota; Ciliophora; Heterotrichea; Heterotrichida; Blepharismidae. The record is from the annotation of a GenBank genome assembly.
AUGUUUUGGGAUAAAGUUGCAGUGUUUUCAGAAAUGUUUUCCCUGCUGUUUCAGGCUCCUAAAGAAGCAUCAAAUCUGAUAACUCCCAAUAUAUCCUCAGACGAAAACCCCGAGAUUGAAGAAUUCGAGAAAAAGGAAAGUGGUUCGACGACUUUCAGAAGUCGUUAUAAAAAGCUUAUCAAAAUGAGGGUUACAGCUUGCCCUCAUAUAAAUAAGCCUCACUAUGCUAAGAAUAUGUGCAGCAGUUGCUAUCAUAGAGCAGUAAGGCAAACGAAGGCAUGGAUUUGCCCACAUGAGGAUCGCCAGCACUACGCAAAGGGAAUGUGUCAAUUCUGCUAUUUACAAAAUUAUCAUAAGUCUAGGCCUCGCAAGAUCUAG